UGCUGCUUCCGAUGUGUUCCGCCCAACGGCUCGUGUGCAGUGUCGUGUCUGGUGCACGGUUUCAAGACUCGGUUCCAAUUCAUGACCCUCUUGCCAGAGGAAAAGAAGAGAGAAGAAAAGGGGGCACUGCUCAUAGUCAUCUGCCUCCAGCACGCACCAUCAUGCCUUCCACACCAGCUCCCGACCUGCCCCGGCCGCCCUUCAUCCAUGUCGACGGGCUGCCCAACUUCCGCGACGCGGGCGGCUACCCCGUCACCGACGGCAGCAGCACCGGCACGGGUGGCAAGAAGACGAUUGUGCGCAGAGGCGUCCUCUACCGCGCCUCGGAGCCCUCCAAGCUCUCCUCAGAAGGCGAGGCUCAACUCCGGGCCCUGGGCAUCCGCGAGGUCUACGACCUGCGGUCCGCCGUCGAGAUUGAGCGUGGCAUCCGCGAGGGUCACGGGUGGGCGAUUCGUGAAUGGGAGGGCGCCCGCCGCAACUUUGUUCCUGUGUUCCUUGACCAGGACUAUUCUCCCGAGGCCCUGGCGCUGCGGAUCAAGAACUACUCGGACGAGACGACUGCUGGCUUUGUUAAGGCCUACAUGGACAUACUCCACGCCGCCUCGGACAAGAACAACCAGUUUUCCCCAUUCAGGACUAUUCUAGCCCACCUCGCGGCUCCUCCGGCAGCAUCCUCAUCAUCAACACAAACACCGUCAACAUCGUCGUCGUCGUCAUCACCAUCACUACCAGCAUCCACAUCAGUACCAGUAAACCCUCCAGCAACCCCAGCAGCAGCAGCAGCAGCAGCAGCAGCAGGGCCGCAACAGACCUCUGGGCCUCCGCCGGUCCUCAUCCACUGCACGGCUGGCAAGGACCGCACCGGCGUCAUCUGCGCACUGGUCCUGUCGCUGUGCGGCGUGGCCGACCACGUCAUCGCGGACGAGUACAACCUGACCGAGCUGGGCCUGCGCGAGCGCCACGAGGAGCUGAUGCAGCACCUGCUCAACAACCCGAGCAUGGCGGGCAACGUGGCGGGCGUGCGGAGGAUGAUUGGGGCGCAAAAACCAUCAAUGCUUGGCACCCUCGCCCUGAUCCGCGAGAAAUACGGCUCCAUCCACGACUGUGUGGUCAAGCUCGGCCUCUUGUCCCCAGACGAAAUCAUCCAGCUGCGGGACAACCUCGUCGUGGACGCCAACGAUGACGACGUGGACGAGGAGGUCCUGCCGUUGCCAUUGCCGUUUCCGUUACCGGGCGGCGACGCUGCCACGACUCUCGUCUGAUGAAGACGAAGAAGAAGAAGAAGACACUGCCUCGUCCCGCCCGCCGCCGCCGCCGCCCGCUCUUGGUCCGUGGUUGCCCGUUCAGAAACAUGGGCGUUGAGGCUUGAGGACCACUUGGAACGGAACUGUCAAUCGUGGCCCCUUGCUACAGAGCCUUAAGCGAGCGGUUUUGUUUGCACGUAUCUGAAAGCAUGAAGCAGAGCAAGUCUGUGACGGGAACGACUAAGAGGUCACAAAAACAACAAAAACAAAAGUGAAAUUGACGGCACAGAAUCAUUAGACGCGCAUUAUUAGUGGCUUCCGCGUAGCAUUGAUAGACCAGAGUCACCGAAAGGGGAGCAUCCCAUGGGCACAUGAGGCACGACGAAAG
Molecule: messenger RNA, 1632 nt
Organism: Microdochium trichocladiopsis
Lineage: Eukaryota; Fungi; Ascomycota; Sordariomycetes; Xylariales; Microdochiaceae
Product: protein-tyrosine phosphatase-like protein
Exons: 3
Coding region: 12-1262 (416 amino acids)
Biological process (GO): dephosphorylation
Molecular function (GO): phosphoprotein phosphatase activity
Source: RefSeq, a predicted model, not a curated record